Arvicola amphibius (Eurasian water vole) is the source of this 857-nucleotide messenger RNA. Its product is annotated as CD177 antigen-like. Gene Ontology annotation, cellular component: plasma membrane; plasma membrane raft. Gene Ontology annotation, biological process: regulation of integrin-mediated signaling pathway; cell-cell junction maintenance; leukocyte cell-cell adhesion. Lineage: Eukaryota; Metazoa; Chordata; Mammalia; Rodentia; Cricetidae. The record is from RefSeq and is a predicted model, not a curated record. The coding region runs from base 1 to 738 and encodes 245 amino acids. The transcript has 5 exons.
AUGGCAGCCUGCUGCAUCCAGUACUUACUGCUCCUCUUCGUGCUGGGCUUCACCCCCUUCUCAGGUGCUCUGACAUGUUACAAGGGGGUCAUGUUGAAGCUUGGCACUGGCUUUGCUAAAAACGCUGUUGAGUGGUCUGCUCUGUCGACCAAAGUGUGUGAACCUGAGGAGUUAUGUCAGGAGACGCUCCUCCUCAUAGACGUAGGACCACGGACACUCCUAAUAGGGAGCAAAGGUUGCACCGGGCGUGGGGCAAAGGACAACAGUGGUGUCUCCGUGUACUCCCGGCCCCCUGGAAUGCUGGUAGCUUCCUACACACGCUUCUGUUCCUCCCACCUGUGCAAUGAAGCCAGCAGCAGCAGCGUCCUGCUGAGCCACCUCCCUCGUCCAACUGUCCCUCCCCCUGGAGACCUGCAGUGUCCCGUGUGUGUAGAGUUUUUUGGAUCCUGCUUUCCAAAUACCAAUUUUGUCACCUGCCCUCAGGGGACCACUCGCUGUUAUGAAGGGGGACUUGUGCUCCAGGGAGGUGGAGUGUCUUCCACACUGAGCCUUCAGGGAUGCAUGUCCUCACCUGCCAAAACCUUACUGGGUGGCUCUAAAACAAUCGGGAUUUUCUCCACAAAAGAACUCUCUGAGGAUGAAGAGGAAAAUGAUCAAAAGCCUCUGGGUAGAGGUGCCUCGGCCUCUUCUCUGGCUUGGGUGUUAGGGCUGGGGCUCUUCUUAGCCCUUUGUUUGUAGGGCUUUGUCCUCUCUGCUGAGCCCAUUUCCCUACAAUCCUUAAUCCCUGUUGGCCACCCAUACCCCGCCCUCCUCUGACGUCAUAACCUAACACCUUACCCUUGGAACCUUCUGCCCAU